Molecule: messenger RNA, 1851 nt
Organism: Opisthocomus hoazin
Lineage: Eukaryota; Metazoa; Chordata; Aves; Opisthocomiformes; Opisthocomidae
Source: RefSeq, a predicted model, not a curated record
AUGCCGGUGGGCGCGUGCUGUGCCAGCCCUUGGGGUGAUGUUGGAUCGACCGUGCCUGACUCGGGAAAGCAGAAGAAUUCUGGCAGAAGCACCUCACUGAAGCAGAGACCAGCCCCUGAUCUGGAUAAUGACACGCCAAGGAUUAUGCUCAAGAGAAUCAUCCGGACCCAACCGCAAGUUUCACCUCUAGCACCUCAGGUAUCUGAACAUGAAGAAACAGAAGCAGCUCGGUCAGAACUCCCAUCUAAGAGAGUUUCCAACAUGGUGGAAAUGCAACUGCCAGACCUUGUUCCUGAGGACACCUCCAUUGCCACAUUCCAUAUGACUAAGAAGAGAAAGAAACUCAGCAUUUCUGAAUUUGAGAGAGCAGCAGACAAACGACUUCCUCAGAACCAAGCUCAGUCAACGUUGGACAGCACGACUUUGGCUCGAUCUCUUCGCAUGUCUCUGGGUUCCUUGAUCCCACCAGACACUGUUGAAAAGAGAGGCUUGCUCCGGAGGCCAAAAAAUCGCAAAGCUAUUGACAUGGAAGCUUUUGAAGGCGGAGUGGAACAGAACAUGCUGAAAAGAAAAGUGCAGAACUAUCUUGUGGACUCACAAACAGCAUCUGGGAUCCAAACAGCCACGCUGACGAGUGACGCGGAAAUCAUGCUGAGUAACACGGAGCUCUUUGUUCAGCCUCAGUUUGAUGAACAGAGCCAAAAUAAGCCUUCUGCUUUUGAACCACAACUGUCAGAUUCAAAAACUUUGGAACAGAGAAGCAAGAUUUCUGAUGCAGCCCAAGAGGAAGCAAAGCUGGUGGCCCCACUAUCCGGUGUGGGCACAAAUGAGGGAAGGACCCAAAGGUAUUCUGAGGACUUAAUCCUUGAUCGUGAGGGCAUUGACAGAAUGACUGGUGUGCCUCCAAAAACACCUGCAAACCAGCGAGAAGAUCAGCAGGAUCAUUCCCAGCAGAGUAACCCGAUGGAACAGCUUUCUGUUUUGGAAGAGGUGGUGGCUGGCACUGCAGAGCAUCAUGCAAAUGCUGGAUAUUCAGAACGUUUGGAGAAGAAACUGACCAGCAAAGCAGAAUCGCAGGUGGCUGUGGCACAGGAUGACAGAGUGGGAACAGAAACAGCCGCUUCCGAAGAAGAGGGAAUAGCAGAAGGCAGUGUUGAACACCAAGGCUCUCCUGAAGCUGAUGUUGAAGCUGGAAGCCUGGGCAAGCAUUCUCAUGCUUUUUCCUCCCCUAAAAAAUUUGGGGUGAAGUUGUUAGAGGAAGCUGUUGAAGAAGCUGAUGAACUAAAGGAUGAAGCUAUCGUGGUAGAAUUUGAUGGUCUGGAAGAAGAGCCUGCUGAGGAUGAAGCUGAAGACCCUGAGAGUGAAGAGGUUUCCAUGAAGACACCCACGUUUGUCCAUGCUGCAGCCUACAAACCACGGCUGUCGACACCACAUCCUGCAAAAUCUGUUGCUUCCGAGUCUCCUCUGCCGCCGCCACGGGCUAAGCUGGUUCCGAAGAGCUCGGGAGCAGCACGGAAGAAGGCAUAUGAGCCUGGAGUGGCAAGUAGUUUGAUAAAGAAGAUCUUUAGCCAUUAUGUGAAAAUGCCAGUGGCCAGAGAUGCAUUCAACAUUGUUGUAAAAUGCUCCGAGAGAUACUUCAAGCAGCUAAGCAGUGAUCUGGAAGCUUACACCAACCAUGCAGGGAGGAAGACAGUGGAGAUGGCUGACCUGGAAGUCCUCAUGAGAAGGCAGGGGCUGGUGACAGACAAGAUGCCGCUGCAUGUGCUGAUCGAGCGUUACCUCCCUCUGGAGUACAGGAAGCUCCUGAUCCCCGUUGCUGUGAGUGGGAACAAAGUGAUCCCCUGCAAAUGA